AUGCCCUCCACCUCGAAACCAGAAAAGAAAUGGACUCCUCAAGAAGAUGAGAUCCUUAGAGCAGCUGUGGCUCAAUUCGGGACAAAGAAUAGUUGGCAGAAGAUAUCAGAGCGCCUCCCCGGUCGCUCGAAUAAGAGUUGCAGAAAACGAUGGAUUCACUCAUUAGAUCCGCAGCUGCGGAAAGGGCGAUGGACGGCGGCCGAGGACGCGAAGCUCAAGGAGGCGAUUAAGGAGCACGGCUUGCAGUGGUGGAAAGUGGCACGGCAAAUUGAAGGUCGCACUGACGACCAAUGUGCCAAGCGGUGGAGGGAAAAGCUCGAUCCGUCCAUUUCGAGACGACCGUGGUCUGCACUGGAAGACCAAACGCUGAUGGACGCGUGGCGAAUUCAUGGCAAAAGGUGGAACGUAAUCUCCACCAUGCUGCCAGGGCGACCUGCGGUGCAUUGUCGCAAUCGGUACCAAAGCCUGACACGAGUCUCUCGACGCUCAACCAAUUCCGCAGCGUCUGCAGACUCUUCGACACCUGUUCUGCUUGCGUCGUCCCACGGCCGGGAUUCCGAAGAGGACGUUGACAGGAAACCGUCUAAGGUAAGUUCUCAAUAUCAUAGCAUGCCAUUUGUAUUAACUAUUGGUAGUACGAGUUAG
This is a messenger RNA of Gloeophyllum trabeum ATCC 11539, 645 nucleotides long. RefSeq lists its product as uncharacterized. The record is from RefSeq and is a predicted model, not a curated record. Bases 1 to 645 code for a protein of 214 amino acids. The transcript has 3 exons. NCBI's taxonomy places the organism in Eukaryota, Fungi, Basidiomycota, Agaricomycetes, Gloeophyllales, Gloeophyllaceae.